Messenger RNA from Dermatophagoides farinae (American house dust mite), 4247 nucleotides. Lineage: Eukaryota; Metazoa; Arthropoda; Arachnida; Sarcoptiformes; Pyroglyphidae. The record is from RefSeq and is a predicted model, not a curated record.
AUGAUUCAACAAAUCAAAUUUUAACCGUUGUUGAAAACAAUGGUCAUAAUCAUCAUGAUUCAUCUGGUAUUGUUAUGACAAUGGAUGUUACACAACAACAACAACAACAACAGCAGCAGCAGCAACAACAACAACAACAACCUGUAGUAUCGAUACGAACCGAUUCACCGGAUAAUGAUUCAGCAUUUUCUGAUUCAAUAUCAUUAAUUUCAUCGGAACAAUCAUCAACGUCAUCUACAUCAUCUGGUGGCAGUAAAUCAUCAAUGAUAAAUCAACGAAAAACAAAUCCAAGUGGUCAUUCUAGUCAAUCAGUGAACAGUAGUAGCGGUUCAUCGUCUUGUUGUGAAGAGAUUCAUCAAACGAAUAUCGUUAUUGAUCAUCAUCAACCACUGAUGAAUCAUACGGUGAAAUCGAUGAAUGAAAAUCCUGAUAAAAGUCCAAUUCAUAAACAACCACAGCAACAGCAGCAGCAGCAAAUAUUUCUCGAACAAAAUGAUAAAACCAACAAUGGUGAUGAUGAUUCUACGUUUCUAACUGAUAAUGAUAAAGAUGAUGAUGUUGAAAGACGAUUUGAAUUGAUAACAAAAAUUAUAGAUGAUAUUAAUUGGCAAAUUGAAUCGAAUAUUGAGAAUAUUAAUGAUGAUGAUGAUAAUGGUGGUUGUAGGGAUGAUUCCAGCAAAACAGUUGAUGAUACAAUUAUCGAUAAUAAACAUGAACAGAAUGACAUUCAUAAUGAUAAAAUGGAUUUCGAUGAAAAGAUGCGUAAAGCGAUGGCUAAAAUUCAUGAAGCAAAUGUUCGUAAGCUAUAUUUAAAAGUAUUUGCUGAAGACGAUUCAUCCAAAUGUUUAUUGGCCGACGAACGGAUGACUGUUGGCAGAAUUUGUCAACAAAUGGCGCAGAAAAAUCACAUUUCAUUAGGAAUCAAUUAUUGUAUUAUUGAACAUAUGCCACAAUUAUAUCUAGAACGUUUCUAUGAAGACCAUGAAUCAUUGGUGGAAAAUGUACUAUAUUGGGGACGUGAUCACCAUGAUUUGAAUAAAUUAUAUUUCGUUCAACAAUCAGAUAAAUAUGAUCUGUUUAUUCAACCAGAAAAAUAUCUCAUAAGCGUUACGCAACCAAACGAAAAUGUUGAUACACUGAAAUCAGGUUCAUUACGUGCAAAAUAUAAUGCCAAUCAAUUACGCAGUGAUUUGAUUGGACAAUUUUUCAUCAAUAAUAAUAAUGUACGCGUGCCUGAAAUCGAAGGAAAUCUUUUUCUACGUAGUGAUGGAAAAAAAGUGUGGAAAAAAUAUUUCUUCUCAUUACGAUCAUCUGGUCUUUAUUAUUGCCCAAAAGGACGGCCAAAAUCGACGAAAGAUUUGAUUUGUUUGACAACAUUUGAAUUGAAUUGUGUUUAUUAUGGUUUCGGGUGGCGAAAAAAAUUCAAAGCCCCCAAUGAUUUUGGUUUCGCCAUUAAACAUCCACAAAUUCAAACUAAAUCACCGAAACAUAUAAAAUACCUGUGCGCUGAAUCACAAGAUGAUCUUAAACUAUGGAUGACUGGCAUUCGAAUCGCAAAAUAUGGACAUUAUUUAUUGGAAAAUUAUGAACAAUUUAAAAUGAUCAACAAUGAUGAUGAUGAUGAACUUUCUAACAACACUGUUGUUGAUGAUCAGAAUAACGCCAACCAUGCUAAUGAUGACACAGUUCAAGAUGGUCAUGCUAAUAUAAUGUUGAACAAAAAAAUAACAACUUUUCCAUUGAAUGAUUCAACAAAUGAUUUGCAACAAAAUAGUACAAAUUAUAAUUAUGUUGAAGAAUCAAACAUUGAUUAUGAUCGGAUUCAUCAUCAUAAUCAUCAUCGUUCCGGUUCAAUUACAAUGCGUGCUAAUCGUGUACCACGAAGUGAAUCAAUUCGUUCAUCAAGUGCAUCAUCUAGUUCAGGAUGCAUGUCGGAACAAAGUAGUAUUGUUUCAACACCAUCCACUGCCUCAUCAUCAUCAUCAUCAGGAUCUUCUGUUGCUACUACAACGGCAAAUGGACAUGAUCAUCAUCCGCAUCAUUUAAAUUAUCAUCACCUUCAACCUAAUCACAUGACUUCACCUCAUCAUCAUAUUCAUCAUCAUCAUCACCAUCAUUUACAGCAACCUGUAACAUCGAAUAAUGCAUUUGAUGCGGAUUUUCCAAUUGGUACAAUUAAACGGAAACCAAAUGUUAUGAUACAACCAAAAAUACCAUUAACAAAUACUACACGUAAUUUAGCAUUACAAUCAGAUGAUGCUUUAUUAGAAGUUAGCGGUAGUAGUGGUGCUGGAGUGGAUGAUGUAAUUUCCAGCACUAAUGGUUGUGAUGUCGAUGAUGUGCAAAAUUCAAUCAACAACAACAAUCGUCAACCAGUGGAACAAUUUCAACGUGGAACAUUUAAAUCGGGAACACUUCGUCGAUCAACCACUGCCACAGCCAGUGAUGAAACGCAAAGAAAUAAAACAAAAUUGGCCUUAGUAUCGCCUCAACAUCAUCCACAAAUUUAUAAUCAACAAACUGGAGUUAUCGAUUCAAUUACCAAUAAUCAUCAUUCGGAUGAUGAUCUUCCGCCACCACCACCACCGCCUCCUUUAAAAGAAGCGGAAAGUACAUUAUCUUUAAAUGCUUCGUUUCCACCACCACCAUCAUCACCUGAAAUGUCUGAAAUAUCACAACAACAACAACAAUCACCGGAUUCCAUACCAAAAUCCGUGUCGCCUAUCCAAUCUAAACAACCGAUAAAACCGCCAUCAAUGGCAUCAUUGCCAUUACCACCAAUGACACCACAACCUCAAAUGAAAACACGUCUAGCUCGUCGGUUAUCUGAUUUGUCGGAAAAUUCUACAUAUUUUAUGAAUUUUCGUGGAAAUUAUAAUGAUGUUGUUGGCAAUAAUAAUUAUUCAGUAAACUUUCCACAGAAUCGAAUUUAUGCACCAAAUUCUAGAGCUAGUUUUGCAUCAUCAUCUGAUAGUACUAGUUUUGUUACAUUGAAAUCUAAUUUUCUAAAUAACAAUAAUCGAAGACAAUUUCAACGUCAUAAUUCAGUUGAUUAUAAUCAGCAUCAACAUUCAGCAUGGGAUAAAUAUGGAACAUCGCCACGUAUUCGGCCAAUUGAUACAAUGAUGAUGAAUGGAAAUAUUAUGAAUGAACAAUUUUAUCAACAAAAACCAAUCACCACCACCACCACCACAACUCAAAAUUAUAUGGCUUUUAAUCCAUCUAAUCAUCCCAUUGUUGUUGGUAAUUCUCAUUGUUCUAUCAUUCCAGAUACUGGAAUUUCUACUAAUAAUAAACUUACUGAAUAUGAUAUACCACCAGCAAGAGUGAAAAUUUACAAUAAUUCACAACAACAACCGCCACCACCACCACAAAUUGUUCCACCACCACCACACACACACAACAACAACAACAUGAAUUAUGCAAGUUUUACACCAACAAAUUCACCUUGUCAUCAAGCCAUUAAUAGGCCAGCAGUAAUGAAACAAGAAAAUCAUUACAUGUCCAUUUCCCCACAUUUAUUACAAAAACAUCAACAAAUGAUACAACGUCAUCAGCAGCAGCAGCAGCAACAACAACCACCUGUAAAUUAUUGUCCGAGCAAUACAAUUUAUGCUGGCAACAACAACAGCAACUACAAUGACAAUAACGUACCAUAUCAUUUACCGGAAGAUUUAUUUCUUAAAAAUAUGGAACGUGUAAUGCAAAAAAAAUGGCAUGUAGCACAAAUGUUACAACAGGAUCAAACAGCUACACCUGGUCAAGUUCUAGGAUUUCGUGAUUCAGCGUAUUUGCCGCCACCACCACCACCACCAACAGAUAAUUCAUAUCCAAAUAUAAUACCGCCACCACCACCAUCAUCAAACCAUCAUUAUAAUCAAUCUUAUAAUCAUCAUCAUCAACAGCAACAACAAUAUAGUUUGGCCACGGCUAAUCAUUAUCAUCCAUUACCAUAUCAUCAUCAAAUGGCUAAUAAUCAACCGAAAUCGGUACAAUUUUCCGACAAUGGUCCCAUUAUCAUGAAUAUGGAAAACAUUUCCUCCGCAUCAUCAACAACAACAACGCCAAUGACAUCGCCAAUACAUCAUCAACCGAAUUAUAAUAUGACAGCGGUUGGAGGCCAAAAUCAUCAGAUGAUCGGAAGAUCAAAAAUACCGCCACCACCACCAAAACGAAGUGAAAGUACACAGCUUACUGUUGUUACAACUUGUCCUAGUCGACGAUAAAUUAAUUAAUGAUUCUUUCGC